Molecule: messenger RNA, 3847 nt
Organism: Gryllus bimaculatus (two-spotted cricket)
Lineage: Eukaryota; Metazoa; Arthropoda; Insecta; Orthoptera; Gryllidae
Source: the annotation of a GenBank genome assembly
AGCCAAUUGGCUUAACACGCUACAUCCGGUCAUUCUUUAUCAUAUUUCAUUGCCAAUGCCAAUCGCGCGUAGUAUAUAUAGCCAGCGACCAUAACGCACUCUAGCCAUCAGAUGUUAUCGUACCGAUUUAUCUAUGUAUACAAUGAUACAUGUGUAAAUAUUAAUGAUUUGAACGAAGUGACAUCUCGUGCGAGGCUUUGAAAGGUUCCAUCGGUUGCAGCUUAUGUUUACCUGGAGAGCGUUUACACAGCGUUUCAUGUUAUACUUCGCGUGUCUGGUGUGUCUGGAGCGGCAUCCUGCUGCGUACUCGGAAGUGUAAUCAUAACUAGGUUUUGCACGCGUUUUAUAAAGGCGUGUUGUUAACCUCCUUUAUCUAAAAACUGUGAAAAUGGUGGAUUUGUCAGGUGGGCCGGAUGGACCGAUCGAGCAUGGGUUCAGCAACUCUGUUUUUAUCAUUCCGGGCAUUAUCAUUCUGGGAUUGUCAGCCUUAGGAUGUCAGGCGCCCAGGAAGCUGCAAAAGGCAGCCCGCAGGCAGGCGUGGAGGUGGGUCUCAGUGAUGAAAAUCCUGAGGUUCCCCCCAUGGAUGGGCUUCAGGGUGGUUUCCAGCCCCCAUCCAUUGAGCAACUGUUGAGUAUGGUGGACACCAUGGAGGGCUUGUCAGAUGCAGAUCGUGAGGAUCUGAAGCAACAGUUGCUGCAGCAGCAGAACAUGGGGGUUCCAGCACCUGAGCCGUCUGGGCUCACGUCUGAGGCUCUUAUUCUCCUCGCUGCUCUCUCUCUCAUCAUCUUCAUUUUUGUUCAUAAAAUGUCUGAACACAGCAACAUGAUUUCUGAAGAGUUUGAUGAAGAAGAUGUGUCUAAUAUCGCUAGUGCUACUAUUCAAAGACUUGAACAGAGUGUAGCAGCUUUGCAAGAAUUAAGUGAAGAUGACAAAGAGAAGUUCCGAGAAAAUGUACGCAAGCGUGUUGCUGAGAAACUUGCAGCUGGUCUGGAUAGUUUACAUAUGUUUUUUGGCUACAAGCUGUACAAGAGUCUGAAGGAUAAGGAACGUAAAAGGGAUGAGAAGAGGAGGCUGAAGCAGCAGAAGAAGAAGAAGUGAACACAUUUGUUCAUUAAAUCAAGAUGGCAAGGUCAGAGGAGAAUCAAAGGGCUAGUACAGCAUAAUGAUAUAAAUUGGGAGGUGGUGGGACUUGGUCAUUGAAUAUAAUCAUGAUUUGAAUAAUGUAACUAUGUGAUUUAACAAUAUCCUGAGGUGCAUGCCACUGUGGGAGUAUCACAAGGUCUUCAAAAUCUGAAAUUGCUACAAAAUGUUCUUCGUAGUUGAAUGCAUUUGUUUAUUGUGAUCAAAUCAAAAGAACUACAAAAUUAGUUCAUUAACUGUACAAUUUGUAUUUUCAAGUUUCUAUCCCAAGCCAAGAAUUAAACUAGUCAAAUGGGGGAAAGGUAUCUGUUUCUUUCCAAACAAUUUCUUUUCCAUUAUUUUGCUGCAAGUUUCAGUUAAGAAUUAUUUGAAGAUUUGAACCAGAAGCAUGGGUGUCUUAGGAAGAGAUCCCUGAAUUAAUGAUUUGAGUUCUUCUUAAUUUGCAUCAUUUAUGUAGAGUUAUGUCAAGGAUCUGUCAAUGGUUAUAGAAAAUAAUCAGUUAAAUCUUUCCUCUUUUGCUAGAUCUUAGAAUAUUACAUAUUACAAUUCUUUCAUAAGCUCGUGUCAAAUAAAGCUCUUCAAAUAAGUAAAUGGUGAACAGUGUUUAGCUAUGAAAAUAUUGCAUAAUUCAAUGAAACAUAAACCGGGAAAUACGUUUUGUCAUUUGCUAGAAAUAUGCAGGAUUUCAUUUUCAGUUUUGAUAAAUGUCUGAAAGAUUUAGUUGCUGAUAAAGUUGAAAAAACCUCAAAAAUACACUGUGUCAAGAGGUAUUCCAGUUUAGGCUUGAAUGCUGUGUUCCGGUUUCUCUACUUAUUGAUGAUCUUUGCAGAAUUAUGAAUUUUGUUUGAAAUGACAUUUGUGUAUGGAAGUUAGCUUGCUAUAAUUUAUUUAUGAUGAGUUCAUGAUGCAAACUUUUCAAUUUUAAUCUAGUUAAUAUAGGUGCAUGAAGGAGAAAAUUUUGGUUUCUGUGAAACCCAUUUUGUUUUUGUUUUUCUCCUAGUAUGACAAAGGACUUUAUUAAAAAUUAUAGCAGUAUGAUGAUGGAAAGCAACAGAACCGAGAUGUAAGUGGCAUAUAGGUAAGGUGAGAAGCAAAAUAUAAUUUAAAAAAUGUUCUUUAAGUUGAAAAAAAAACAAAUGCAUUCUGCUAAUUUAAUUAUUUAUUUGUGCCAAGAAAUUGUCCUCAAAUAUGCAUUUAUUGUGGGUAAAUCUGCAAAUUACAUGGUUAUUUAUCUGUCAUUAACGUACAUGUAGGUACUGAAAAUGUAUUUGCAUAUUUUUGUGUAGAUUGAUCUGCAUGCCAAUGAAGGUACAAAGAUAUAUUUACAUAUUUCUAUGCAAGUACUCAAGUAGUAUCUUAUUUAUGCAGUGUUAAGACUUACUGCUAAUAAACUUAAAGGGCAGAAGAAAAUACAAAUUAAUAUAUUUUUGACCAAGAUAGCUAGGCCACGUGCCGCCAGACUAUGAUCCAAUCAGUAUUCUCUUCAUCAGUUGAGUGCUGAUGGCUGGAUAUGCACACCAGAUGGGGUUUGCUCUUGCGUAUAAUAAAAUUACAUAGCAAUUUUUUUCUUUGUAGAUUAAAAUUUGGCUGAUUUUGGAAUAAUAUUUUGGGAGGAAAAAUUAUUUUUUUCCCCUAAGUCUUUUAAAUAGUUAUCAAAUGUUUUUACAUACAUUAGAGGCACCUACUAGUACUCAUAAGAAAUUAAUAGUGAAAUAUAUAAUAAUAAGCAUGAUACAUCAUGCUUAUAAGAUAAAGUAGAGAUAUAAUCUUGCUAAUUUUUUCUACUAGAUUUUCAAUUUUUCCAUGAAUUUCUACUUGCUUAUUAGUGCUUUUAAAAAUAUGCUUGCUUCCAAAAUCGGUUAAUAAUGUUAAAUUUGUGGAACAAAACUAAUACAUUUUUAAUUUUAAAACAUUUUUAAUUGUAAAAAUCUAAAUGUUCAAUAUUUGUAUAACAAAAUUCAAAACAUACCCAUUCCUCUCUGGUGUACAAUCAAAUCCUUGAGCAUUAAACUGCUUUUCUACACAGGAAAAAUGUUAUUUUUUUAAACUUGUAUUUUAAAAACCAAUGUAUAAUAUUUCUGUGUGUUGUAUAUGUAUACACACUAUUGUAUUGUAUAAUGUUUUCUCAUGUCAGGAUGUGGAAAAAAAGUAAGUUGUCUGGAAUGAUUUAGAACAUGACCUCAAAGCAGUUGGGGGGGGGGAAUGCUAUAUGGUAAGAUAAAACGUUAGUUUGUAGUGCUUGGGAACAUUAAUACACUAUUUAUGACCAGGUCUAUUUCUGGGAGAUGCAGUUACAUGAUCUUACAUUUUGAAUUACAAAGCAGCUGUUUCUUUUAUUCCAAUAUAAUUUAUAUUUAUUGGAACAGCAUAUUUCUAAACAACUUAAAAAUGUUUUGCAGUGAAUAUCUGGUUUAAAUGUUUUGUACCGGGCAAUAAACCAAGGACUUACCUAUAAUUCGUUGUUGACGUGCAAAAUAUCCCUUCUGCCCGUGAGAUCUGGAAGUGUUUGUUGAUAGAGCAUUUAAGAACUGAAAAUGAUUAUAAAAUGGGUUCCUAUUCUUUUAUAAUUUGAUUAUUUAUAUUGUUAUUGUUAUAAUUAUUUUACAUUCCAGUUCUGUAUGGUACAAAUUAAUAUUUUUGUCAGUAUAACUUUUCUCUGCAGGGUAUUUUUGAGUAUAAUAAUAAUAAUAAUAAUAAUAAUAAUAAU